Molecule: messenger RNA, 2302 nt
Organism: Cuscuta europaea
Lineage: Eukaryota; Viridiplantae; Streptophyta; Magnoliopsida; Solanales; Convolvulaceae
Source: the annotation of a GenBank genome assembly
CAGACAAGUCCUGUGGAGGAGGAGCAUAUGACAACAUCAAACCAGAGCUAAUCAAAUAAUAUGACUGCAAAAUUCCAUUAAAAACAUUCUCAAAGUCGUUUCUGUCGUAUUUAACAAGUCCUGUGCAGGAGGAGCAUAUUUGUAGAGAAGAGUUCUGGUGAAGGAGAAGAAUAAAGGAAGGCAUGGCGGCUCAAUCGUUUAACCUUUAUCGUCUGAAUACCUUCUCAUACCCUCAUCUUAGGUCAUUGGUAUCCACAAAAUCAAGGAAUGGAAUUGCUCGGAGAAGGAUGUUCAACUCUUACUCGUCUUCUGCAGGUUCAGAAAUAGAACUUGAUGUGGGCCACAACCAUCCUGAGUUUGAAUAUGAUGAGAUCAUAAGUAAUAAUAAUAAUAAUGCUAAAGUCUUAGAGAAAGAUACUGCGUUACGCUCAGCUCUCUCACAUCUUGCAUGCGACAAUGGGACAGAGUCAAUGUUAUCAUUACAUCGUUUCUUUGGUGCUCGCUGUGCACCUGUCAUAUCAACCGGAUCAAUUAAUCUUGAUCAAGCUCUAGGCAUUGGAGGAUUACCAAAGUUAAUCAGGGUAUCAGGAUAUCUUUCAAAAUAUCUAUGUUUUGCUGUGGAGGGUAUUAGGGUAAGCCCGUAUUUGUGUGAAUCAGGGUGUAUACAACAAUGACUGCGCAAAUGUGCUUGCAGUUUUGCUGAUAACUUUGACAAAGUUUGCAUACAUGUUGGGUAUUUUUUGCCAAGAUUACAGAAACUAACUUUCCAGAGUCCACUCUUAACGAGGAAACAUGUUUUUUAUUAAAUGAACAUAUGAGUUUCUUUGAAGUGUAUGAAGCCAUAUGGUUCUCACUUGCUCAACUUAAUGAUUACUUUUCUAAUUUAUUAAACAUAUGACGAGAUUACACGAAGUCAAGAACCAAGAACAGACACUUUUCUUAGCACCAUUGAUAUGAUGCAAUAUGCGCUCCAAAUCACACAUUUUACGAAUCAAGAAUGUAGACUUCAUCUUGAAGGAAAUUUGCUUGGUGAAGGGUCGAAUUGUUGAAAUAUAUGGCCAAGAAGCAUCAGGCAAGACAACUCUUGCACUUCAUGUGAUCAAAGAGGCUCAAAAACUUGGAGGUUAUUGUGCAUACCUUGAUGUUGAGAAUGCAAUGGACCCCUUGUUUGCAGAAGCAAUAGGUGUAAAUACAAAUAAUCUCCUUAUAUCCCAGCCAGAUUCUGCUGAAAACCUGCUGAGUGUAGUGGAUACUCUUACAAAGAGUGCAUCCGUAGAUGUUAUUGUUGUUGAUAGUGUCGCUGCUCUUAUUCCCCAACUUGAAAUUGACGCUUGUAUUGGUGACUCCUACAAAGAUGUACAAUCCAAAAUUAUGACAAGAGCACUACGUAAAAUCCAUUAUUCACUCUGCAAUUCAAGUGCUCUUAUUAUUUUUAUUAACCAGGUGAGAUCAAAAGUGAAGCAACCAUCUAAAAGUUUUGGAUGUGCAGAGGAAGUAACAUGUGGUGGAAAUGCGUUGCCAUUUUAUGCUGCUGUGCGGUUAAGAUUGAUUAGAAAAGAAUUGCUAAAGGCUAAUGACACGAUUAUUGGUCUUGGGAUCUCCGUGCAAGUGGUUAAGAACAAACUGGCUCAUGGGGCAAAGUCAAAUGCUGAAGUGAGACUAAAGUUUGGGAAAGGCAUUUGCAAUGAGAUUGAGGCCUUGGAGUUGGGGUGUGAAUGUGGAGUCAUUUUACAAGAAGGGAAUGGGUAUUUCAUUGAGGGGGAGGUCUUAAACAGCAAAGAAGAAGCCGAAGCCUAUUUGGCCGAAAAUGGUGUGGUUCUAGAUAGUGUUAUAAAAUCCUUGAGAACACAUUUGUUCAGGAGAUGAGGGGGUCAUUGUAACAAAGACCAAAAUGACCUUUUAACAUAUCAAACAUAAUCAUCAUAUUCAGAAGCUCUGUCUUUUUGGGUAGGGCCAGUGAAUCAGGGCAUUUGAGUGCUGGAAGAUCGUUGACUGCGACUUCUAAUGCUUCUUGUCAUUUGCCAGUAAGAAAGAAUGGGAUAUAGCAACGCAGUCUCAUCAUAUGCAACUCUUUUACUCCCUCCGUUUCUGUUUGUUUGACACACUUUCUUUUUUUGGAUGUUUCAAAAUGAAUGUUACACUUCCUUAUUUCCUUAUUUGGUAAACAAAUCUUUACCAAAACAGUGCAAAACAAUGCUAAACAAUGUCAAACAGUGUUCGAACAGCGUCAAACAGUGUUCGAACAGUGCCAAAACAGUGUACUCUAUAGUAAAAUUUACCCCUCAGUAACAUUUUUUCCUUA